Acipenser ruthenus (sterlet) is the source of this 3094-nucleotide messenger RNA. RefSeq names its product acetyl-coenzyme A synthetase 2-like, mitochondrial. Lineage: Eukaryota; Metazoa; Chordata; Actinopteri; Acipenseriformes; Acipenseridae. Gene Ontology annotation, molecular function: acetyl-CoA synthetase activity; AMP binding. Gene Ontology annotation, cellular component: mitochondrion. The transcript is spliced from 14 exons. The coding region runs from base 39 to 2138 and encodes 699 amino acids. The record is from RefSeq and is a predicted model, not a curated record.
CCUGAACAGGUUUUUGAGGAAUACGUACAGACUAAAAUAUGGCAGCGUCAAAUAUGGGCAGCAGUGCGUUGCAGCUAAUUUGCAAGCACUAUAUUUUCAGAGCAAAAUGCAGAACAGGGGUUAUUGCUUUGCAUAAAAGCUUUUCAUACACAAGAAAUACUUAUAGCAGUGUAUCUGGCAACAACGUAAACUCCUUAAUGUCUGAAGUCAGUUUUCCCUAUGGUCUGAGAUCCUACAAAGAACUUUAUGAACUUUCAAUACAAGACCCAGAAACUUUCUGGGGGGUUCUUGCAAAGCAAAGGUUGUUGUGGAGCAAACCAUUCGAUCAGGUAAAAGACUGUGACUUCAGACAAGGCAAGAUACAAUGGUUUUGUGGAGGGCAGCUAAACGUGUCGGUGAACUGCUUAGACCAGCAUGUCCACAAGACACCUGACAGAGCUGCAUUGAUCUGGGAGAAAGACGAGCCUGGCACGGAGGUCAAGAUAACAUACAGGGAGCUUUUAGAAAUGACCUGCCGGCUUGCUAACACUUUGAGAAGACAUGGCGUGCAGAAAGGGGAACGGGUUGCCAUCUACAUGCCCGUCUCACCCCUGGCUGUGGCUGCCAUGCUGGCCUGUGCCAGGAUCGGUGCGGUGCACACAGUGGUCUUCGCUGGUUUUAGUGCUGAAGCUCUUGCCGGAAGAAUUCAGGAUGCCCAGUGCAGGGCUGUUAUCACUAGUAACCAAGGAUUGAGAGGCGGGAGGGUGAUAGAACUGAAGAAGACUGUUGACGAAGCAGUGAAGACGUGCCCCACAGUGAAACAUGUGUUUGUGGCCAACAGAACAGAAAACAAAGUGCCCAUGAGUGAAAUCGAUAUCCAGCUGGAGGAAGAAAUGGCGAAGGAGUCGCUCGUGUGUGACCCUGAGGUCCUGGGGAGUGAGGACAUGCUCUUCAUGUUGUACACUUCAGGAAGCACCGGGAAACCCAAAGGAAUCGUCCACACCCAGGCUGGGUAUCUGCUGUAUGCUGCACUCACACACCAGUAUGUCUUUGACUACCAGCCAGGUGAUGUCUUUGGCUGUGUGGCAGACAUCGGCUGGGUCACGGGCCACAGUUACGUGGUGUACGGCCCGCUUUGCAAUGGUGCCACCACUGUCCUCUUCGAGAGCACUCCUAUUUAUCCAGACCCUGGUCGAUACUGGGAGACGGUGCAGCGUUUGAGGAUUAAUCAGUUUUAUGGUGCCCCCACUGCUAUCCGGCUCCUGCUGAAGUAUGGGGACAGCUGGGUGAAGAAGUAUGACCGAUCCUCCCUGAAAACGCUGGGGUCUGUGGGUGAACCGAUCAAUAAUGAAGCUUGGGAGUGGUACUACAAUGUAGUUGGAGAUGGCCGGUGCACUCUGGUGGACACAUGGUGGCAAACGGAAACUGGAGGAAUCUGCAUCAGCCCGAGACCAUCCGAACAAGGAGCAGAGAUCGUCCCUACCAUGGCAAUGAGGCCCUUCUUCGGGAUCCAGCCUGUGUUGAUGGAUGAAAAGGGCAACCGAGUAGAAGGGAAUAAUGUCUCUGGAGCCCUGUGCAUUGGUCAGCCAUGGCCUGGCAUGGCAAGAACUAUUCAUGGAGACCAGCAGAGAUUCGUGGACGCUUACUUUAAAGCAUAUCCAGGGCACUACUUUACUGGCGACGGUGCCCACAGAUCUAAGGAAGGGUAUUACCAGAUUACGGGCCGUAUGGAUGAUGUCAUCAAUGUCAGUGGGCAUCGAUUGGGUACAGCAGAGAUUGAGGAUGCCAUGGAUGAGCAUCCUGAUGUUCCAGAAACAGCAGUGAUUGGCUUUCCUCAUGAUAUUAAAGGGGAAGCUGCAUUUGCUUUUGUGGUAUUAAAAGACAACAUUUCCCUUACUGAGUCAGCAGUUGUUAAUCAACUUAAGGUCAUUGUGGCUUCCAAAAUAGCCAAAUAUGCUGUGCCUGAUCACGUUUUGGUAGUGAAACGACUUCCAAAAACACGAUCUGGGAAAAUCAUGAGAAGGGUGCUGAGGAAGAUCGCAACCAACCAAACCAGUGAGCUGGGAGACAUAACAACCUUGGAUGAUCCCAAUGUAAUCACAGAGAUAGUGGAGGCAUAUAACAAGUACAAAGCCCAGUCAUCUAAAGUGUCCUUGUAACAAAACAUUAGCUCUGUAUUAAAACCCUUUUCAUACUGAGAACAGUAAAGUUGGAGCCUGAUUUGAGUGAUUUGAGUAAUGGCAUGUUUUUGGUGGAUAAACCAGUACUGUCCUGUACUUGCUUUUCCAAGUAUUGGCAGCAUUGACCAAAUGUAGCAACUUAGUUAACCUGACCACCUUUUGGGGCAAAUACAUUUAAACAAGGUCAGAUAUUAUUUCAAACAAUUCAUAAUUUCUUGCAUUCAUUUUUUUAACAGUUAUCCAUAUACUGUGUAUAUAUAUAUAUAUAUAUAUAUAUAUAUAUAUAUAUAUAUAUAUUUCUAAGUUUCCAAAGAGGGCAUUCAUUACGUACUAGCCAGUCGGUACCUGAAAGAAUAAAAACAACGCCUAAGGACAGUACAGGUACAAAUGAAACAAUCUUGGUCACAGUUAUGCACAGUAUUUUAUGGACAGUAACUAAUUCAUUUCAUUCUUGACUCACUAACAUUGGAGUCUGUGUUGGACAAAAUCGGAAAUAUCUCAUGUCUAUGCUUAGACAACACAGCAGCUUGCUUUAUAGAAUAGGUCAUUAUGAUAUCCUUACAAACACUUAAAAAAUGUCAAUGGUUACAUGCAUUGUUAUUCAUGUCAUUUUUUAAUGAUGCUAGUCCGUUCUGGUUUCUAUUUGGAACCUGUGCUGGGUAAAUUUAACAAGAAAUAUAUAUACAUGUACAUACACGUGUGAUUCACCCUGGCAUUGCUGUUAAAAAUCUGUCAGUGUUUGCAAAAUCAUAUGAAAUUGUACAUUAGUUCUUGUUCGUUCUGUGUAAUCAAGGUUGAAUAUUUUAAAGUUGAAGUACAUUUUGUGAAAAAAGGGUGUGUAUUUCAUGAACAAAUACUAGUUAUAUUAUAUUCAAACUGCGACAUAUAGUGUUAGUUUUUUUUUUAUAGAUUAUUAUAAUUGAAAAUAAAUAGCU